Molecule: messenger RNA, 735 nt
Organism: Fonsecaea erecta
Lineage: Eukaryota; Fungi; Ascomycota; Eurotiomycetes; Chaetothyriales; Herpotrichiellaceae
Exons: 3
Coding region: 1-735 (244 amino acids)
Source: RefSeq, a predicted model, not a curated record
AUGUCAUCGCAGAAAGCGUGGGCAAUCGUUGCCGGUGUCGGCCCUGGCACAGGUGCCUCGGUCGCUCGUCGAUUCGCACAGAACUAUGCGGUCGCCCUCCUCGCUCGGAAACCGGCAAACUAUGAACCCGUGGUCAAUGAGAUCAAUGCCGCUGGUGGCAAGGCAAUUGGCAUCAGCACCGAUACUUCGGACAGUAAAAGUGUCAAGGCUGCCUUUGAGCAGCUGCAGAAAGAGAUGGGAGGCGCGUCGCUUGCAGCCGCAAUCUACAAUGUGGGCGGCCGGUUUGUGAGGAAGCCGUUCCUGGAACUGACCGAGGAAGAAUUUGAGAGUGGAUGGGAAGCCAACGGGCGAGGAUCAUUCCACUUCUCCCAGGCCGUCCUUCCCCUUCUACUGAAGAACACAUCCGCAGAACACCCACCGACCCUCAUUUUUACUUCUGCAACGGCAGCCAUGAAGGGCUCCGCUUUGUGCGCGUCCUUUGCAGCUGGGAAAUUUGCGAUGAGGGCCGUGGCGCAAUCGCUGGCAAGAGAGUUUGGGCCCAAGGGUGUGCAUGUGGUUCACGCUAUCAUUGAUGGUGUGAUAGAUAUCGAGCGGACCAAGGAAUGGAAGUUCGACCAUCCCGAAGCUAAGAUCAAACCAGAAGCCAUCGCCGACUCGUAUUGGUACCUGCAUACCCAGCCUAGGACUUGUUUUACGAACGAAAUCGACAUAAGGCCUGCGGUCGAGAAAUGGUGA